ACGUGACCUUUCAAGUUAAACAAUAUCUUGUCCAGACUUCUGACAUACACGAGCAGCUAACAGCUAACAGCUAACAGCCUACAGUGUACAGUAUACAGUGUAAAGUGCACAGUAUACAGUGUACAGUACACUGUAUAAAGUGUACAGUAUAAAGUGUACAGUGUACAGUAAAGCGAGAGAAGCCAAAGACUUUAAAGAAUAGAAGGUUUGCACCGCGACUAUGGCAGGCAGCAGGGUGAUGAAGGCUAUCCGGGUGAGCGAGUUCGGAGCUCCGUCUGUCCUCAAACUACACACCGACCUCAAGGUCCCUCAACCCGGGAAAAGUCAGGUGUUAAUUGGAGUGCGUGCGUGCGGAGUGAACCCGGUGGAGACGUACAUCCGAGCUGGGACAUUCGGCCGCCAGCCCGCUCUGCCAUACACACCUGGCACUGACGUAGCUGGGGUGGUGGAGAGUGUGGGAGAUGGUGUCACAGCAGUCAAGGCCGGAGACCGUGUUUUUACCACGGCCUGCGAGUCUGGAGGGUAUGCAGAAUUUGCGCUAGCCACAGAGGAGAGUGUCCACAAACUGCCCGACACUUUGGACUUCAGACAGGGAGCGGCCAUCGGCAUCCCGUACUUCACCGCCUACAGAGCUCUGGUUCACAAGGCCCACGUGAAGCCUGGAGAGACCGUCCUCAUCCAUGGAGCCAGUGGAGGGGUGGGCUUGGCGGCGUGCCAGCUGGCGCGUGUCCUGGGCCUCAGGGUGUUGGGCACCGCAGGGACCAAAGAGGGAAUGGAGCUGGUCGCCAGAAAUGGAGCUCACCUGACGUUUAAUCACCGAGAGAAGGACUAUACCAGCCAAAUCAUGGAAGCCACAGGAGGACAGGGAGUGGACGUGAUCGUAGAAAUGUUGUGUAAUGUCAACCUGAAGAAAGAUCUCCAGAUGUUGGCGCCUGCAGGACGUGUGGCGGUGGUGGGCUCCAGAGGCCCCAUUGAAGUGGACCCCAGGGACACCAUGACCAAAGAGACCAGCAUCAUUGGAGUCGCUCUCUUCUUCUCUACUGCGGCAGAGAGGCAGGAGUGUGCAUCACUGUUGUACGCGGGCAUGGAAGCUGGAUGGUUGAGUCCGGUGGUGGGUGCCCAGUACCCUCUGGACCAGGCCGCCCGGGCACACCUGGACAUCAUCCAGUCUACUGGGGCCACUGGGAAGAUGGUCCUCAUCAUGUGAUCUCAUGUUGACCUGGGAUCAAGAUGGUCCUCAUCAUGUGAUCUCAUGUUGACCUGGGAUCAAGAUGGUCCUCAUCAUGUGAUCUCAUGUUGACCUGGGAUCAAGAUGGUCCUCAUCAUGUGAUCUCAUGUUGACCUGGGAUCAAGAUGGUCCUCAUCAUGUGAUCUCAUGUUGACCUGGGAUCAAGAUGGUCCUCAUCAUGUGAUCUCAUGUUGACCUGGGAUCAAGAUGGUCCUCAUCAUGUGAUCUCAUGUUGACCUGGGAUCAAGAUGGUCCUCAUCAUGUGAUCUCAUGUUGACCUGGGAUCAAGAUGGUCCUCAUCAUGUGAUCUCAUGUUGACCUGGGAUCAAGAUGGUCCUCAUCAUGUGAUCUCAUGUUGACCUGGGAUCAAGAUGGUCCUCAUCAUGUGAUCUCAUGUUGACCUGGGAUCAAGAUGGUCCUCAUCAUGUGAUCUCAUGUUGACCUGGGAUCAAGAUGGUCCUCAACAUGUGAUCUCAUGUUGACCUGGGAUCAAGAUGGUCCUCAUCAUGUGAUCUCAUGUUGACCUGGGAUCAAGAUGGUCCUCAUCAUGUGAUCUCAUGUUGACCUGGGAUCAAGAUGGUCCUCAUCAUGUGAUCUCAUGUUGACCUGGGAUCAAGAUGGUCCUCACCAAGGAUCAAGAGGGUCCUGACCAUGUGAUGUCAUUAUUUACCAAAGAAGGUUGAAAGGUGGUUGAUGUGAUGUUGUGUGUUGUUGUCAUGGUGAUCAUCUUUCUAGAAGUCUGGAAAUAAUCAUCUUUCUUACUAAACAUCUUUAUUUUUUAUAUUGGGACAAAAGUGGCAAAUACUUGCAUAUAUGUUCUAUAUCAUGUGAUGAUGCAACAUAUGUUCUAUAUCAUGUGAUGAUGCAACAUAUGUUCUAUAUCAUGUGAUGAUGCAACAUAUGUUCUAUAUCAUGUGAUGAUGCAACAUAUGUUCUAUAUCAUGUGAUGAUGCAACAUAUGUUCUAUAUCAUGUGAUGAUGCAACAUAUGUUCUAUAUCAUGUGAUGAUGCAACAUAUGUUCAAUAUCAUGUGAUGAUGCAACAUAUGUUCUAUAUCAUGUGAUGAUGCAACAUAUGUUCUAUAUCAUGUGAUGAUGCAACAUAUGUUCUAUAUCAUGUGAUGAUGCAACAUAUGUUCUAUAUCAUGUGAUGAUGCAACAUAUGUUCUAUAUCAUGUGAUGAUGCAACAUAUGUUCUAUAUCAUGUGAUGAUGCAACAUAUGUUCUAUAUCAUGUGAUGAUGCAACAUAUGUUCUAUAUCAUGUGAUGAUGCAACAUAUGUUCUAUAUCAUGUGAUGAUGCAACAUAUGUUCAAUAUCAUGUGAUGAUGCAACAUAUGUUCUAUAUCAUGUGAUGAUGCAACAUAUGUUCUAUAUCAUGUGAUGAUGCAACAUAUGUUCAAUAUCAUGUGAUGAUGCAACAUAUGUUCUAUAUCAUGUGAUGCAACAUAUGUUCUAUAUCAUGUGAUGAUGCAACAUAUGUUCUAUAUCAUGUGAUGAUGCAACAUAUGUUCUAUAUCAUGUGAUGAUGCAACAUAAGUUCAAUAUCAUGUGAUGAUGCAACAUAUGUUCUAUAUCAUGUGAUGAUGCAACAUAUGUUCUAUAUCAUGUGAUGAUGCAACAUAUGUUCUAUAUCAUGUGAUGAUGCAACAUAAGUUCAAUAUCAUGUGAUGAUGCAACAUAUGUUCAAUAUCAUGUGAUGAUGCAACAUAUGUUCUAUAUCGUGAUGAUGCAACAUAUGUUCAAUAUCAUGUGAUGAUGCAACAUAUGUUCAAUUUGACGUGAUGAUGCAACAUAUGUUCUAUAUCAUGUGAUGAUGCAACAUAUGUUCAAUAUCAUGUGAUGAUGCAACAUAUGUUCUAUAUGAUGUGAUGAUGCAACAUAUGUUCUAUAUGAUGUGAUGAUGCAACAUAUGUUCAAUAUCAUGUGAUGAUGCAACAUAUGUUCAAUAUCAUGUGAUGAUGCAACAUAUGUUCUAUAUGAUGUGAUGAUGCAACAUAUGUUCAAUAUCAUGUGAUGAUGCAACAUAUGUUCAAUAUCAUGUGAUGAUGCAACAUAUGUUCUAUAUCAAGUGAUGAUGCAACAUAUGUUCAAUAUCAUGUGAUGAUGCAACAUAUGUUCAAUAUCAUGUGAUGAUGCAACAUAUGUUCUAUAUCAAGUGAUGAUGCAACAUAUGUUCAAUAUCAUGUGAUGAUGCAACAUAUGUUCAAUAUCAUGUGAUGAUGCAACAUAUGUUCCAUAUGAUGUGAUGAUGCAACAUAUGUUCAAUAUCAUGUGAUGAUGCAACAUAUGUUCUAUAUGAUGUGAUGAUGCAACAUAUGUUCAAUAUCAUGUGAUGAUGCAACAUAUGUUCAAUAUCAUGUGAUGAUGCAACAUAUGUUCUAUAUGAUGUGAUGAUGCAACAUAUGUUCAAUAUCAUGUGAUGAUGCAACAUAUGUUCAAUAUCAUGUGAUGAUGCAACAUAUGUUCUAUAUGAUGUGAUGAUGCAACAUAUGUUCUAUAUGAUGUGAUGAUGCAACAUAUGUUCAAUAUCAUGUGAUGAUGCAACAUAUGUUCAAUAUCAUGUGAUGAUGCAACAUAUGUUCUAUAUGAUGUGAUGAUGCAACAUAUGUUCAAUAUCAUGUGAUGAUGCAACAUAUGUUCUAUAUGAUGUGAUGAUGCAACAUAUGUUCAAUAUCAUGUGAUGAUGCAACAUAUGUUCAAUAUCAUGUGAUGAUGCAACAUAUGUUCUAUAUCAUGUGAUGAUGCAACAUAUGUUCAAUAUCAUGUGAUGAUGCAACAUAUGUUCAAUAUCAUGUGAUGAUGCAACAUAUGUUCUAUAUGAUGUGAUGAUGCAACAUAUGUUCUAUAUGAUGUGAUGAUGCAACAUAUGUUCAAUAUCAUGUGAUGAUGCAACAUAUGUUCAAUAUCAUGUGAUGAUGCAACAUAUGUUCUAUAUGAUGUGAUGAUGCAACAUAUGUUCUAUAUCAUGUGAUGAUGCAACAUAAGUUCAAUAUCAUGUGAUGAUGCAACAUAUGUUCUAUAUCAUGUGAUGAUGCAACAUAUGUUCUAUAUCAUGUGAUGAUGCAACAUAUGUUCUAUAUCAUGUGAUGAUGCAACAUAAGUUCAAUAUCAUGUGAUGAUGCAACAUAUGUUCAAUAUCAUGUGAUGAUGCAACAUAUGUUCUAUAUCAUGUGAUGAUGCAACAUAUGUUCAAUAUCAUGUGAUGAUGCAACAUAUGUUCAAUAUCAUGUGAUGAUGCAACAUAUGUUCAAUAUCAUGUGAUGAUGCAACAUAUGUUCAAUAUCAUGUGAUGAUGCAACAUAUGUUCAAUUUGACGUGAUGAUGCAACAUAUGUUCUAUAUCAUGUGAUGAUGCAACAUAUGUUCAAUAUCAUGUGAUGAUGCAACAUAUGUUCUAUAUGAUGUGAUGAUGCAACAUAUGUUCUAUAUGAUGUGAUGAUGCAACAUAUGUUCAAUAUCAUGUGAUGAUGCAACAUAUGUUCAAUAUCAUGUGAUGAUGCAACAUAUGUUCUAUAUGAUGUGAUGAUGCAACAUAUGUUCAAGAUCAUGUGAUGAUGCAACAUAUGUUCAAUAUCAUGUGAUGAUGCAACAUAUGUUCUAUAUCAAGUGAUGAUGCAACAUAUGUUCAAUAUCAUGUGAUGAUGCAACAUAUGUUCAAUAUCAUGUGAUGAUGCAACAUAUGUUCUAUAUCAAGUGAUGAUGCAACAUAUGUUCAAUAUCAUGUGAUGAUGCAACAUAUGUUCAAUAUCAUGUGAUGAUGCAACAUAUGUUCCAUAUGAUGUGAUGAUGCAACAUAUGUUCAAUAUCAUGUGAUGAUGCAACAUAUGUUCUAUAUCAUGUGAUGAUGCAACAUAUGUUCAAUAUCAUGUGAUGAUGCAACAUAUGUUCAAUAUCAUGUGAUGAUGCAACAUAUGUUCUAUAUGAUGUGAUGAUGCAACAUAUGUUCAAUAUCAUGUGAUGAUGCAACAUAUGUUCUAUAUGAUGUGAUGAUGCAACAUAUGUUCUAUAUGAUGUGAUGAUGCAACAUAUGUUCAAUAUCAUGUGAUGAUGCAACAUAUGUUCAAUAUCAUGUGAUGAUGCAACAUAUGUUCUAUAUGAUGUGAUGAUGCAACAUAUGUUCAAUAUCAUGUGAUGAUGCAACAUAUGUUCAAUAUCAUGUGAUGAUGCAACAUAUGUUCUAUAUGAUGUGAUGAUGCAACAUAUGUUCAAUAUCAUGUGAUGAUGCAACAUAUGUUCAAUAUCAUGUGAUGAUGCAACAUAUGUUCCAUAUGAUGUGAUGAUGCAACAUAUGUUCAAUAUCAUGUGAUGAUGCAACAUAUGUUCUAUAUGAUGUGAUGAUGCAACAUAUGUUCUAUAUGAUGUGAUGAUGCAACAUAUGUUCAAUUUGAUGUGAUGAUGCAACAUAUGUUCUAUAUGAUGUGAUGAUGCAACAUAUGUUCAAUUUGAUGUGAUGAUGCAACAUAUGUUCUAUAUCAUGUGAUGAUGCAACAUAUGUUCAAUAUCAUGUGAUGAUGCAACAUAUGUUCUAUAUGAUGUGAUGAUGCAACAUAUGUUCUAUAUCAUGUGAUGAUGCAACAUAAGUUCAAUAUCAUGUGAUGAUGCAACAUAUGUUCUAUAUCAUGUGAUGAUGCAACAUAUGUUCUAUAUCAUGUGAUGAUGCAACAUAUGUUCUAUAUCAUGUGAUGAUGCAACAUAAGUUCAAUAUCAUGUGAUGAUGCAACAUAUGUUCAAUAUCAUGUGAUGAUGCAACAUAUGUUCUAUAUCAUGUGAUGAUGCAACAUAUGUUCAAUAUCAUGUGAUGAUGCAACAUAUGUUCAAUAUCAUGUGAUGAUGCAACAUAUGUUCAAUAUCAUGUGAUGAUGCAACAUAUGUUCAAUAUCAUGUGAUGAUGCAACAUAUGUUCAAUUUGACGUGAUGAUGCAACAUAUGUUCUAUAUCAUGUGAUGAUGCAACAUAUGUUCAAUAUCAUGUGAUGAUGCAACAUAUGUUCUAUAUGAUGUGAUGAUGCAACAUAUGUUCUAUAUGAUGUGAUGAUGCAACAUAUGUUCAAUAUCAUGUGAUGAUGCAACAUAUGUUCAAUAUCAUGUGAUGAUGCAACAUAUGUUCUAUAUGAUGUGAUGAUGCAACAUAUGUUCAAGAUCAUGUGAUGAUGCAACAUAUGUUCAAUAUCAUGUGAUGAUGCAACAUAUGUUCUAUAUCAAGUGAUGAUGCAACAUAUGUUCAAUAUCAUGUGAUGAUGCAACAUAUGUUCAAUAUCAUGUGAUGAUGCAACAUAUGUUCUAUAUCAAGUGAUGAUGCAACAUAUGUUCAAUAUCAUGUGAUGAUGCAACAUAUGUUCAAUAUCAUGUGAUGAUGCAACAUAUGUUCCAUAUGAUGUGAUGAUGCAACAUAUGUUCAAUAUCAUGUGAUGAUGCAACAUAUGUUCUAUAUCAUGUGAUGAUGCAACAUAUGUUCAAUAUCAUGUGAUGAUGCAACAUAUGUUCAAUAUCAUGUGAUGAUGCAACAUAUGUUCUAUAUGAUGUGAUGAUGCAACAUAUGUUCAAUAUCAUGUGAUGAUGCAACAUAUGUUCUAUAUGAUGUGAUGAUGCAACAUAUGUUCUAUAUGAUGUGAUGAUGCAACAUAUGUUCAAUAUCAUGUGAUGAUGCAACAUAUGUUCAAUAUCAUGUGAUGAUGCAACAUAUGUUCUAUAUGAUGUGAUGAUGCAACAUAUGUUCAAUAUCAUGUGAUGAUGCAACAUAUGUUCAAUAUCAUGUGAUGAUGCAACAUAUGUUCUAUAUGAUGUGAUGAUGCAACAUAUGUUCAAUAUCAUGUGAUGAUGCAACAUAUGUUCAAUAUCAUGUGAUGAUGCAACAUAUGUUCCAUAUGAUGUGAUGAUGCAACAUAUGUUCAAUAUCAUGUGAUGAUGCAACAUAUGUUCUAUAUGAUGUGAUGAUGCAACAUAUGUUCUAUAUGAUGUGAUGAUGCAACAUAUGUUCAAUUUGAUGUGAUGAUGCAACAUAUGUUCUAUAUGAUGUGAUGAUGCAACAUAUGUUCAAUUUGAUGUGAUGAUGCAACAAUAAACAUGUCAACAUCUGCAA
Nerophis ophidion (straightnose pipefish) is the source of this 7306-nucleotide messenger RNA. RefSeq names its product quinone oxidoreductase-like. The record is from RefSeq and is a predicted model, not a curated record. Gene Ontology annotation, cellular component: cytosol. Gene Ontology annotation, molecular function: mRNA 3'-UTR binding; zinc ion binding; NADPH binding. The transcript is spliced from 8 exons. Lineage: Eukaryota; Metazoa; Chordata; Actinopteri; Syngnathiformes; Syngnathidae. The coding region runs from base 221 to 1207 and encodes 328 amino acids.